Messenger RNA from Alternaria viburni, 1545 nucleotides. RefSeq lists its product as uncharacterized. Lineage: Eukaryota; Fungi; Ascomycota; Dothideomycetes; Pleosporales; Pleosporaceae. The record is from RefSeq and is a predicted model, not a curated record. Bases 1 to 1545 code for a protein of 514 amino acids. The transcript is spliced from 2 exons.
AUGUCGACCGCCAGCGACCGUAAGAGACAGGCUACACUGUCUUUCAGUGGACAAGGUGUACGGCUGGCAGAAGACCCACAGCCAAAAAGGAAGCGAGCACCAAAAGCCAAGGACACGAGGCCAACAAAGCAAGCAGCCUUUGAUGACCUGGAGUACGGACAGGAUACCUUCAACAUGCCCGGCUUAUUCCAAUCAUUCAAAAAGGAAGAGGCGAGGCGAAGCGGCAUGGUAGAAUCCCAUAUCGUCUCACCGUCAGGAUAUGCGACGUCCCUGUUGCAUCUGCAGCUGCACUACCCAACGUUCACGACAAAGCAUCUCAACGACGGUCAGACGCUAGACGCGACCAACCGUUGCAUCCGAAUCCUCAUCGAGAAGGGCUUCGUGGCGAGCAACACCUAUUGGUUUGAAGCGUACUUCCGCCGUCUGAGCGCGGCGUCCGUACGUCACCUCGCGAAUGUUGCCGACGGGUGGAAAGAGGAAGUGAAACAACUGCAUGACGAAUUUGCCUACAGAUGUCAGUCGCUGUCGAAGAAGGUCCUACUAGUAUUUGGCGCCUUUAACAGAAAGCGCUUCCAUGAGCGACACAACGUGGAAAAUAUCACAGUUCGACUAUCAUGCGGCAGCACGACGCUCAUGGGCAUAGUGCGCAACAACGCCCAAAAGAUUCUGUUCGUCGUCGUGUACGCCUGGCAUCCGGAAUAUCUACUAAGGAACCGAACCACGGCAGUCGGUCGACAGUACGACGCAGCUUUGAACAUUGCUGCGGCAUUGAGCGGCGUAGACACCAAAGCAGGGUACUUCGAAGCCCGAGCAGCGAGAACGCAUGAGAAGAGCGGAAGAAGCCCAACCCAGCGCAAGUCGACGAUCUCUCAGCCCCCUCCAUCCCUAGCUCUCGUGACCGCCACAGACAUAGAACGAACGAAGAGAGCAUACGAGGUAGAGGCGCUCAAGAAAAGGCCCACCCGAAAGACGCUGCGAUAUCAACGAACCGUAUCAUACGACAAAAACGUGCCUUUAGACAACUACGGCCUGAACAACCAAGCUAUUAUCCAGGCAGCACAGUCAGACGAUGCCUUCCCAAGCGGCAAGAUUCUCUCCCGACCCACCAUGUUCGCGGAAACCUCCAACACCUACUUCUACCGCCCAUCAGAAGCCGCUAACGCAAGACAACCAACCACAACGAACUCAGCGCGUCCCAGUCAGGGAAGCCCACAGGGUAGCUGGGUGAUACAGCCGAUAGUGUCUAAGUCAAAAAACACCCUCAUCAACACUGCCGUCGUUCAUGUUGGCCGCAUCAUCAAGCUGAAGUGUUUGAUAUGUGGGUUGGCACCGGAACGAAAGCCCGUCACCGACCGACCAGAGUUCUGCACGCAAUCACACGUCGCCGGUCGAUACAUAGCAAGGGCCCAAGUCUGCACAACACCGAGUUGCCAGGUUGGGUGGAAUCCCGAGCCAGGUCGAUCGGGGCGGCGACAAAUGAUGAUACCACAGGAUCCGACCAUCGCGUACGUUAGGUCAGAUCAACUUCAGGAGCUGUUCUACUAG